Apodemus sylvaticus (European woodmouse) is the source of this 1188-nucleotide messenger RNA. It is a transcript of the gene Nmur2, whose product is annotated as neuromedin U receptor 2. Lineage: Eukaryota; Metazoa; Chordata; Mammalia; Rodentia; Muridae. Gene Ontology annotation, biological process: G protein-coupled receptor signaling pathway. The record is from RefSeq and is a predicted model, not a curated record. Gene Ontology annotation, molecular function: neuromedin U receptor activity. Bases 1 to 1188 code for a protein of 395 amino acids. Gene Ontology annotation, cellular component: plasma membrane. The transcript is spliced from 4 exons.
AUGGGGAAACUUGAAAAUGCUUCCUGGAUCCAAGAUCCUCUCAUGAAGUACUUGAACAGCACAGAAGAAUACUUGGCCCACCUGUGUGGACCUAAGCGCAGUGACCUAUCCCUUCCGGUGUCUGUGGCCUAUGCGCUGAUCUUCGUGGUGGGGGUGAUGGGCAAUCUUCUAGUGUGCCUGGUGAUUGUCCGACAUCAGACUUUGAAGACACCCACCAACUACUAUCUCUUCAGCUUGGCGGUCUCAGACUUGCUAGUCCUGCUCUUGGGGAUGCCUCUGGAGGUCUACGAGAUGUGGCACAAUUACCCCUUCCUGUUUGGGCCAGUGGGAUGCUACUUCAAGACAGCCCUCUUCGAGACUGUGUGCUUUGCCUCCAUUCUCAGUGUCACCACGGUUAGCAUUGAGCGCUAUGUGGCCAUCGUCCAUCCAUUCCGAGCCAAGCUGGAGAGCACGCGGCGACGGGCCGUCAGGAUCCUCAGCCUAGUCUGGAGCUUCUCUGUCAUCUUUGCUUUGCCCAACACCAGCAUCCAUGGCAUCAAGUUCCAGCACUUCCCCAACGGGUCCUCUGUGCCUGGCUCUGCCACCUGCACAGUCACCAAGCCCAUGUGGGUAUAUAACUUCAUCAUCCAAGCUACGUCCUUCCUCUUCUACAUACUCCCGAUGACCCUCAUCAGUGUCCUCUACUAUCUCAUGGGGCUCAGGCUGAAGAGAGAUGAAUCUCUUGAAGCAGACAAAGUGACCAUGAAUAUUCACAGACCCUCCAGAAAAUCAGUCACCAAGAUGCUGUUUGUCUUGGUCCUCGUGUUUGCUAUCUGCUGGACCCCCUUCCAUGUGGACCGGCUCUUCUUCAGCUUUGUGGAUGAGUGGACUGAGUCCCUGGCUGCUGUGUUCAACCUCAUCCACGUGGUAUCAGGUGUCUUCUUCUAUCUGAGCUCCGCAGUCAACCCCAUUAUCUAUAACCUGCUGUCUCGGCGCUUCCAGGCGGCCUUUCGGAAUGUGCUCUCUCCUUCCUGCAAAUGGUGCCGUCCCCAGCAUCGCCCACAGGGACCUCCAGCCCAGAAGAUCAUCUUCUUGACAGAAUGCCACCUUGUGGAGCUGACAGAGGAUGCAGGUCCCCAGUUUGCUUGUCAGUCAUCCAUCCACAACACCCACCUUACCACAGCCCCCUGUGCUGGAGAGGUACCAUGA